Molecule: messenger RNA, 667 nt
Organism: Hippopotamus amphibius kiboko
Lineage: Eukaryota; Metazoa; Chordata; Mammalia; Artiodactyla; Hippopotamidae
Gene: CLEC4E
Product: C-type lectin domain family 4 member E
Exons: 6
Coding region: 29-667 (212 amino acids)
Biological process (GO): antifungal innate immune response
Cellular component (GO): external side of plasma membrane
Molecular function (GO): carbohydrate binding
Source: RefSeq, a predicted model, not a curated record
GAGAAGAAACGGGAGAGAAAGAGAAAGAAUGGAUUCAUCCAAAUCAUCUACAUCACAAAGCACAGAGAGAGGAUGCUUCUCUUCCCAAGUGUUCUUAUGGACCAUUACUGGGGUCUCCAUCCUGCUACUGAGUGCCUGUUUUAUCACCAGAUGUGUUGUGACAUAUCACAUCUUUCAAUUCUGCAAUGAGAAAAAGUUCCAGCCACCUGAAGAUUUCAUGGAGUUCUCCUGUAAUAACGAUGGAUCAGGUUCAGUCAAGAAUUGCUGUCCAUUGAAAUGGGUACAUUUUCAGUCCAGCUGCUACUUUUUUUCUACUGACACCAUGACCUGGACAGCAAGUUUAAAAAACUGCUCGAGCAUGGGAGCUCAUCUGGUAGUUAUCAACACGCAGGAGGAGCAGGAAUUCCUUUACCAUACGAAACCUAAAAGGAAAGAGUUUUAUAUUGGACUGACGGACCAGGUGACUGAGGGUCAGUGGCAAUGGGUAGAUGGUACACCUUUCACAAAGUCCCUGAGCUUCUGGGAUAUAGGGGAGCCCAACAACAUAGUUACAGUGGAGGACUGCGCCACCAUAAGAGACUCUUCAAAUCCAAGGCAAAAUUGGAAUGAUGUGCCCUGUUUCUUCAAUAUGCUUCGGAUUUGCGAAAUGCCAGAAAGAAAUAGUUGA